Messenger RNA from Rodentolepis nana, 1845 nucleotides. The record is from the annotation of a GenBank genome assembly. Lineage: Eukaryota; Metazoa; Platyhelminthes; Cestoda; Cyclophyllidea; Hymenolepididae.
AUGAUGGACAUUAUCAGCAACAAGAAGGUGUCAACAAAGAAGGUACUGAAGAAAGAUCCCGAAAGGUCCACUAGGUCAAGUAUUGAUACCUCCGAUUGCAUCGAUUUUAAUCAGUUCAACGCCAGUCUGAUCAUAGACAUUGAACUCAGCAAGCCGAUAAUUCCCCGACGCGAAACCACACUUGCGAUAAAAGAUGUUGCGGACAUCCUAAAAGGAAUGGAAAAUGAAGUACCUAAUUUAGUUGAAGUUCCUGAGUUCAUAGAAUCUUUCAAGAAGGGAGUUAUUGGAAUGUUUACCGAUGUAUUCUCUAAAGUUAGUCAUGUUAUGGAGUGUUAUUUUGUGAUCAGAUCUUUACUUGAUAAGUAUUUGGAAUUUCAAAGUCAUCUUCGAUUUCCGAUUGCUGAUGCGGCUUUAGAAAUGUUUGACCAAGCAACAAUGACUUCUCUAGAGGAUUUGAUUCAGGAUUUUCUGGAUGAUUUAAAGGUUUAUCUCAUGCAAGAAGUCAGGAACUCGUUAAGUACGCUAGGAAAAUCGCUACAGGGUUCAGGAAAUGUGCCUUCAGGUGGAGGGUUGAGCGAAAAGGAUUUUCUCUACUUUGCGGAAGAAGCCGAGUUUUUGGGUAACCUCCAGUGCGCCAAGUAUUACAUUGAGAUUCUAUUUGCAAAGUAUGGAAAAACCAAGGAGACUUUACAUGCAGCGGCUACUCUGUUUGCUAGACUUGGUAACCGAGAGGAAGCUAUCGUCUGUCUGAAAUGGCUGCUUGAGACAGAUCCCAGUGAUGUCAGCGCAUUGCUGUGCUUGGGUGUUUUAUUGGCUGAACUCUCGAAAUUGGCUGAGGCGAGACGCAUUUUGGAAGCAGCAUCCAAUAUCGCUCCCACCAAUCCUCAGGUCUGGAUAAUAUUAGGAUUAUUCUACGAAUCGAUCAACGAUAUUUGGAAUUACGAGCGUACCAAUGUAAUGCUGAAACAGAUGAAUAAUUCGAAACUCGGUGGGAAUAUGGACGAAAGUACAUCUCAUGAUACCGACGGGGCAAUACCCGAAUAUGCUUCCUCUAGUGAUCUGAUCAAUGCAUUUGAUCUCCUUUUUCAACUGCAUGCGAGUUCAUUUAUCAAUCGAGGAUUAGCCAGGUUGCUACUUAAUUGUCAACAUUAUCGAUCGCAAUUUGAAAGAGUAGACGGUGAUGAAGAUUCAAUAGAUAAUCUCAGACUUUCAGAGCAGGUUCCGAGAACAACAAAGAACUAUAUAGACUACACGCAUGACCUUGGUGCCUAUUAUCAUUUAAGCGCUCGUUUCCACCUGCAAUCAUGUGAUCAGAUAGGGAGAUUGCAAGAAUCUGAGUGUGAACUUAAAAAGUCCUUAAAACUAUCACCAGAGAACGCAGAGAGCUGGUGCUUGAUGGGUCUAAUACGUUGCCUUCAAAUGGAUAUGAAAGCGGCUUCAGAGUGCUUGGAAAAUGCUAUGCAGCUUGAGACGUGGCCUGUUCGAAAUCAUCGUCUAUACCGCCUCAAACUAGCUCAAUGCUAUACCGAGAUUGAGGAUUACGAAAAUAGCAAAGUACAAUAUCUUGAGUGUUGUCAACAAUACUCAACGCCAGAAUCUUGGAAAGGCGUUGGGCUAGCUUGCUAUAGAUUGAAUAAAUUGGAGGAGUCACAGUCAGCUUUCGAGGAAUCAAAUAGAUUAAAUAGUCGAGAAGCGAGUGUCUGGGCUUAUUUGGCGAAGAUAUGCUUUGAAACGGGCAAACCUCUCGAGGCGAAGGAAUGCUUGAAGAUUGUCGAUAAGCUUGAGCUAACCGAUGAAGCUCUAAGGGCUGAAUUGGAGCAAAUCAAGCUCGAAGAAGGCGAAUGA